AUGAGCACUUUUGGAACGCUCUUGAUGAGGUCUGGGUGUUGCAACCCGAUCAGUCUUUCGAUACCUCCCAACAGAGACAUCUCGUGCUUUUCGCUGGUGACCAAUUUACCCAACAAUCCCUUGUGCUCCUCGAUCUGGUCCACGAUAUCCUCUGUGAACAGAACCUGGGCCAGCACCUCGAUGGUCUUUGGCUCGCCAAUGAUUCCUGUCUCGGAGGCCUUUCUGAAGAUCUCUACGUCGUCGGGAAGGUCGCCCUGCAACAGCCACUCGCCGAACUCCUCGAACUUGUCGUUGGCAGAAGAACUCAACGUUAGUCCUUCCAGCUCCCGCGCACGAGCCUUGACCGCCUCCUCAGACAUGUCCACAGCCCAGUCCUCGUCCUUGACCACCACCUUACGCGAAGGAGGAGCUUCGCCGGCGAAAUCGCCUGCGCCAGACUCGUUGUCCUGCUGUUUCUCUGCAAUCUCGGCGAUCUUGGUGCCACCGCCUCCAACGUUAGCAGAGGCCGUUCCGCUCUUCUUGCUCUUCUUUGGCGGCGGGUUCUUCAAGAUGUACGUCACCAGCUUCUGUCGUGGGUCACAAGACGUGAUUUUUCCGCACGCCUUGCAAUCUCUCAUCACGUUGUCGUCCUUGGUGAUGGUCAGCUCCGUUUCCGGGUUCUUACACGACGGACACAGCACAAACUUGUUGAUGAAGUUGUCCAGCACGUCCUGCAGCUUUCCCGCGUCGUGCUGA
Molecule: messenger RNA, 735 nt
Organism: Ogataea philodendri
Lineage: Eukaryota; Fungi; Ascomycota; Pichiomycetes; Pichiales; Pichiaceae
Exons: 1
Coding region: 1-735 (244 amino acids)
Source: RefSeq, a predicted model, not a curated record